CCUGCUGAGGAGGAACAACCGCGCAGCGCUGCGUUUCCAGUCGGAUGACUUUAGAAGGAGUACCAGGUCAGAUCAUGCAGCACUACAGUGGAGCGGCUAUAUUCCACUGUUUGCUGGUUUAAAUCAUGUUAGGAUUAAUAGUGUCUGUGUAAAUCAACAUGUGUGUGUCCUCUCAGGUAGCUCUGUGCGCAGGAAUAUUGUUCCUAGCUUUAGCUAAGCUCACAAACACGGGCUGUGUCGUUUGCUAACAUUAGCCCAGGUUUGUUUCUCAUGUAAACAGACCAGUGAGCAGCACCACGCUCCUUCCUCCUCUGCUUUAAAGUACGUGUCCAUCCGCUGAUUUUAGGUUUCUGUGCGUUUAAUCUAUGGCUACUCGGGGGGUCGCUUACCAGCAGUGCAGGUGGUAAAUGACGUAGCGGAUCAUUCAGCCUUGCACGAGUCAUGAAGGGGUUUUUGAGGUCAGCACACCGCCUCUUUCUAAAGAUCGCACUGUUUCCGAGCACAGUCGGCCGGACAGGCCCGCGGCCGACCGCCUCCGAGGUGCUGACCCGCCACCUGCUGCAGCGUCGCCUCCCGCCGUGGACCUCGUACUGUGUCCGCUACAGCUCGGUCCACAACGACCAGUUCGGACUGUCCAACUUUAACUGGACAGUUCACGGAUCCAACUACCACAUACUGAGGACAGGCUGCUUCCCCUUCAUCAAGUAUCACUGCACCAAAGCACCUGCACAGAACCUGGACUUUGACGACAGAUUUUUCACCGCGCUGAAAGUGAUUAAUCUGGGUAUCCCUUGUUUGGCCUAUGGCAUUGGCUGCUGGAUGGUAGUGGGAGCUUCAGAAACAGUGCACACAAGUGUCGGACCUGUCACAGUCUAUUUCGCCUACAAAGAAGAUGAAGGCGCACAAUAUUAAACCUAUUACUAUUUUGAAUCAUGAGAUUAUUUAUUAUAUAUUUCGUUGCUGUAUUUACAGCAGUUCCUCAGGUGAUGUUCGGCUGACAGAAGAACCAUCCUGUGUCACAAGUCUUCUCUUUGUGUGAGAGCACAGGUUCAGUUGUGUUUAAUUAUUAAAGAUUUCAAGUU
Molecule: messenger RNA, 1082 nt
Organism: Paralichthys olivaceus (Japanese flounder)
Lineage: Eukaryota; Metazoa; Chordata; Actinopteri; Pleuronectiformes; Paralichthyidae
Gene: c7h15orf61
Product: chromosome 7 C15orf61 homolog
Source: RefSeq, a predicted model, not a curated record